Hordeum vulgare subsp. vulgare (domesticated barley) is the source of this 2002-nucleotide messenger RNA. Its product is annotated as TOM1-like protein 1. Lineage: Eukaryota; Viridiplantae; Streptophyta; Magnoliopsida; Poales; Poaceae. The record is from RefSeq and is a predicted model, not a curated record. Gene Ontology annotation, biological process: protein transport to vacuole involved in ubiquitin-dependent protein catabolic process via the multivesicular body sorting pathway. The transcript is spliced from 4 exons. The coding region runs from base 516 to 1709 and encodes 397 amino acids. Gene Ontology annotation, molecular function: ubiquitin binding; phosphatidylinositol binding.
AAAGCUCGAUUUCCUUCCUCGGGGAAUUCUGGCUCAUCUUACAGUUGAGUUUGAUCACCUGAUGACACCAUCACCAGGAUUAUGAAGGCUAUCUCAGUAGAUAAUGAAGGAUAAUCAAACGAUGACCACACAAUGAUAAUAAUAAUUGCUAAUAGAGUAGGUUUAUAGCGUACGUGACCUUUGCCCGUCCAACUGGGUUUGCACCAUUCCUUCCAUCCACAGGAAGGCGAAAAGUAGAAGGGGGGAAACAGCAAUCUCAAAAAAAAAAAAAAAAAGCAGUAGAAGAGGGGAAAGGAAGAAGUGGGGACGGAACUCGAAGGUGGAAUCCAUUCCGUCACCAUUCACGCCCUUGCCCUUGGCAGCCGCAGCAGACGCCUCGCUUACUCUGCGCCUGAGCUGGGGAAGGAGGAGGAGGAGGGAGCCGCCGACCCCGAUCUCUGUCACCGUCGUCGUCGCUCUCCGCUUCGGGCUGAGCCACGCCAGGUAUCGGCUGCCUGCCGGAUCACCGUGACAAGAUGAGCGACAACCUCAUGGACAAAGUUAACGCCCUGGGCGAGCGCCUCAAGAUCAGCGGCGCGGAAGUUAGCCGCAAGAUGUCCACCGGCGUCACCAGCAUGAGUUUCAAGAUGAAGGAGUUUUUCCAGGGCCAGAACAUGGCCGACAAGAUUGUCGACGAGGCCACCUUGGAGACCAUGGACGGCCCUGAUUGGGCUACCAAUCUUGAGAUAUGCGACAUGGCCAACACCGAGAGGGUCAACAGCGUCGAGCUCAUCCGCGCCAUCAAGAGGCGGAUCAUGCUCAAGAGCCCCAGGGUGCAGUACCUGGCUCUUGUCCUCCUCGAGACCAUUGUCAAAAACUGUGACAAGGCUUUCUCCGAGAUUGCUGCGGAGCGGGUCCUUGAUGAAAUGGUCAAGCUUAUUGAUGACCCACAGACUAUAGUCAACAACAGAAACAAGGCGCUCAUGCUUAUUGAAGCAUGGGGAGAGUCAGGAGAGGAGCUCCGCUACCUUCCCGUCUUUGAAGAAACUUACAAGAGUUUAAGAUCUAGGGGGAUUCGCUUCCCUGGCCGCGAUGAUGAGAGCCUUGCGCCAAUAUUUACUCCUCCCCGUUCAGUACCGGCAGCUGAACCGUAUUCUGAUGCAGCACAGGAUGGGUAUCAAGAAAUUCCAGAUGAAAGUCUUGCUCCUGUUCGUGCUGCCCCUUCUGUACAAGUCGAUGAGGCUUUUGAGGUGGCUCGUAAUAGCGUUGAACUUCUUUCCACGGUGCUAUCAUCAUCUCCACAAAAAGAGGCUCUGGAGGAUGACUUGACUACCACCCUGGUCCAGCAAUGCCAACAGUGUCAACACACGAUCCAGAGAAUCGUCGAGACUGCAGGUGAUAACGAGGCUCAACUCUUCGAGGCACUGAGCAUCCACGAUGAACUUCAGAAAGUUCUGUCCAAGUACGAAGACCUCAAGGAGCCCAUUGUCGCAGAGCCUGAGCCAGAACCAGCGAUGAUUCCAGUCACGGUGGAGCCCGAGGAAUCCCCACGCGCUGUUGGCAAAGACACCCCCGCAAGGAAAUCGGCUGGGUCCGGUGGUCGCUCUAGCGGCGGGGAUGACUUGCUUCAGGAUCUUGAUGACAUGAUCUUUGGUAAGAAAGCCGGCACCUCCUCUCAGCAGGAAAGAACUCCCCGGAAGGAGCAGAAGGACGAUUUCAUUGGUUUAUGAUCAACGGGUAUAUAUAUAUAUCUAUCCGGCUGAAACUUGUCAUAAAGGUGUUGCGUGCUCAGUGCAUUUCCAAACUUUGAUACAGGUCUGUGCUUGCGCGUCUAUCUUCUCCUGUAUCUCGGGGAUUGCUGUAUAGUGGUAGAUGUCUAACGUUGCAGUGAGUUUCAUGUGAGACUCCUUUUCUUUCUGUGGUUGUUAUGCGUGCCAAAUUAUUGGAAAUUUGGAAUGCUGGGGCUGCUCACAUGUAUCGCAGAUUGAGUUUCAUGUAUAUUUUGUAUAACGUUUCGGUGAUA